CAGCGGGGACCGGCGCGGCGCGGCGGCGAUGAUGAUGGCGGCGCGGUCGGCGGUGCCCCUGCGGGGUGUCCGCGUGUUGGAGCUGUCCGGGCUGGCCCCGGCCCCCUUCUGCGGGCUGGUCCUGGCCGACUUCGGGGCGGAGGUGGUGCGGGUGGUGCGGCCGGCGGCGGCCGGGGCGGCGGCCGGGCUGGAGCGGGGCAAGCGGACCCUGCCCCUCGACAUCAAGGAGCCGCGCGGGGCCGCCGUGCUAAGGGGCCUCUGCCGCCAGGCCGACGUCCUCCUCGACCCCUUCAGGCACGGUGUCAUGGAGAGGCUUGGUCUGGGUCCGGAGGUUGUUCAACAAGAGAAUCCAAAACUCAUAUAUGCCAGACUGAGUGGAUUUGGGCAGUCAGGAAAACUUGCCCGAACUGCAGGACAUGAUAUCAACUUUCUGGCUCUGUCAGGUGUGCUCUCGAAAAUGGGCAGAAGUGAUGAAAAUCCGUAUGCACCCCUGAACCUGGUGGCCGACUUCGGGGGCGGCGGCCUCAUGUGUGCGUUGGGGAUCGUCAUGGCUCUUUAUGAACGUACAAAAUCUGGCAAAGGUCAGGUCAUCGAUGCCAACAUGGUGGAAGGAACGGCCUAUUUAAGUACUUUUUUGUGGACGACUCAGAGCGCUGGGCUAUGGGACCAGCCUCGGGGAAAGAACCUCCUGGACAGCGGAGCCCCUUUCUACGAGACGUACAAGACUUCAGACGGGAAAUUUAUGGCAGUUGGUGCCAUAGAACCUCAGUUCUACCGGCUGUUAAUUAAGGGCCUAGGGCUAGAUCCUGAAAAACUUCCCCAUCAGAUGAGUAUGGCCAACUGGCAAGAGAUGAAAGAAAUUUUUGCGGGCGUUUUCUCAAAGAAGACCCAGGCAGAAUGGUGUAGAAUCUUUGAGGGGACGGAUGCCUGUGUGACUCCUGUUCUCAGCACUGAAGAGGCGAUCCUACAUGAGCAUAACAAAUCACGGGGCUCUUUUAUCACGAAUGAGGACCAGGAGGUCAGCCCCAGGCCCGCCCCUCGGCUUUCCAGGACUCCAGCCAUUCCCUCGGUGCGAAGAACUCCUGUUGGAGAAGAGCAUACCGAAGAGAUUCUGAAAGACUUUGGAUUUAGCAAGGAUGAGAUUAAUAAUCUUCGUUCGGCUAAAAUCAUUGACUGCAAUGUGCCUAAAUCUAAUUUAUAAAUUUCUGCCAGUGGAAUUAGUUAUAUCUUAACAAAACUACAGUGCAGAAGGACAAGGAAGUAUUUGGAGGAAAAAAAAGAACACUUUUGUAUAGAAUCUCUUCUAAUUAUUUUUAUUUAAAAACUAGCUGCACUAAUUGAAGAAUCAGUAUAUUCUUGGGAACUACAGAAGGGUAAUGACUUUUUGCAGAAAAAAGAAGAGUUUCCUAUAGAGCGUUUUUCUCGAUUGCACCAAGUGAUGAAUCCAUAUAUUUAUAGUUAUAUUUUAUUUGUAUAGAUGUGAAGUUUGCAGCCUUUGAUUUUAGAAUUUUGAGUUGAUUCAUGCAGUAGGCAAUUAUAUUUCUUUGCCCUACACAUUAUAAUGUAUUGGAUAAUAAACCUUUAUCAUCUGUUCGGCAAUUAAUUGGAGUGCUAUAACUAAAAAAUAAAGUUUUUUUAAUUUAUAAAGUUA
Messenger RNA from Ornithorhynchus anatinus (platypus), 1651 nucleotides. RefSeq names its product alpha-methylacyl-CoA racemase (gene AMACR). The record is from RefSeq and is a predicted model, not a curated record. Gene Ontology annotation, biological process: bile acid metabolic process. Bases 29 to 1201 code for a protein of 390 amino acids. The transcript has 5 exons. Gene Ontology annotation, cellular component: mitochondrion. NCBI's taxonomy places the organism in Eukaryota, Metazoa, Chordata, Mammalia, Monotremata, Ornithorhynchidae. Gene Ontology annotation, molecular function: alpha-methylacyl-CoA racemase activity.